AUGUCUGGUGGUAGAGAGUUCCAGACCUUUACGGUGGCCGGGGGAGGUGAUGAGGAUGGCUCUGUCCUGAGGAUGGCCCUGUGGUGCACCAGGCGCGGUCUGUCCGCUGUGCUGGCUGUGUGUUGUCUCCUGUACGUGACCGCCAUGUUCAGCCUCUCCGGGUCUCGCCAUGUCCGACCUGUGGUUAGUAACUCAGCUGUACAUAACUCCGGCAAGCUGAGGAGAGUGAACCGCGCCUUCGCACAACCUCCGCCCGACGCUCCUACGACUCUGCAAGCUCGCACAACCGUCACACAAAUGGAGAGGAGGGCUGUCUUGGUGCUAUCCCAACUCAGAAGAGACGCGGAGGUUGUAGGAACUAUUUUCAGCCAACAGGAAAAUAUCUUCUUCGUGCCCGAGCACCUCUGGUCUUUCAUGUACCCUGACCCAUUUUUUUCUAACUCCCUCCCGGACACAAAAAUGGCGUUGUUUUCAGAGAACAAAUCUUUCCUGAACGAGACGGAAAGAAGUAGAAAGUGGACAGCGCUUACAGUGACGCUACGGGCUCUGUUUCGGUGUGAUUUCGACACGAUUUUCAACCAAAGGGACCGUGAGUCCGGAGACGAGUUCGGGGGCGGGGUUCCCCCUAGUGUGGCCAAGGACAUGUUCUGCCGCGAGAUCCAGAAAAGCGCCACCUUGCGGGACGGCUUCUCGUGCCACGGGUCGCCCGACGAGAUCGUCCGACGCAUGACGUCACUCUGCGUUGCCAAGGCGACGGUAGCGGUCAUGAUGACGGGCAUCACGCACGUGAGGAACCUCCAGGCUUUGGUGGAAGAUGAGAGCUUGAAGUUGAAGGUUAUCGAGGUUGUUCACGACCCGCGCGCCAUGCUGGUGUCGUGGAUGAGCGCCGUACCGAGGAGACGGGCGGGAGACGCCGACAGACGGGGGUUUUUCGACACCAGGGGCGGCUUGACCUUGACCGCCACGGAGAUGUCCCGGAUGUGCGUUGCCAUGGUGACGAACCUGCAGUACUGGGCGGGCAUGCGCAGCAGUGACCGACCUUUCCGCGCCAACUACUCCGUGCUACGGUACGAGGACCUUCGGGCCAACCCGCGUUCAGUCUCCGACAACAUUCUCUCCUUCCUCGGUCAACAUCCAGCCACCGGCGAGGCCGCCCUUCGCAGGACGGUCGCAAGGAUAGAACGAAAGAUUGAGGACCUAAAAGAUGGGAACGGAGACUGGAGGAGGAAUCUGACCGUUGCCGGGGCGACCAAGAUACAAGGGAGGUGUUCGGAAGCGAUACGAAAGUUCGGGUACGAGUUGGUGAAGUCGGAAAGAGACUUGACGAACAACUCCACAUCCCUUAUAGGGACCUUACCGACGGAAGUUCCCGGCGUUGUAAGGAACAGUAGCGGUCUUGUCUUCUCGUCUGCGUUGCGUGGCAACGAAACGCUACUUUUGAUACAAAAGCCGAAGGUGCGAACUGUCGUCCACUACCGGUUACGGGUCCGGAAAAACGAGACGCAGUAGCUAGAGACUUGACGGACAACUCCACUUCC
This is a messenger RNA of Branchiostoma belcheri (Belcher's lancelet), 1538 nucleotides long. Its product is annotated as carbohydrate sulfotransferase 1-like. The record is from RefSeq and is a predicted model, not a curated record. The transcript is spliced from 5 exons. Gene Ontology annotation, molecular function: N-acetylglucosamine 6-O-sulfotransferase activity. Gene Ontology annotation, biological process: sulfur compound metabolic process; N-acetylglucosamine metabolic process. NCBI's taxonomy places the organism in Eukaryota, Metazoa, Chordata, Leptocardii, Amphioxiformes, Branchiostomatidae. The coding region runs from base 1 to 1509 and encodes 502 amino acids.